Molecule: messenger RNA, 3746 nt
Organism: Equus caballus (horse)
Lineage: Eukaryota; Metazoa; Chordata; Mammalia; Perissodactyla; Equidae
Gene: GRK3
Product: G protein-coupled receptor kinase 3
Biological process (GO): protein phosphorylation; desensitization of G protein-coupled receptor signaling pathway; G protein-coupled receptor signaling pathway
Molecular function (GO): ATP binding; G protein-coupled receptor binding; G protein-coupled receptor kinase activity
Source: RefSeq, a predicted model, not a curated record
CGCCGCCGCCGCUCGCCAACAUGGCGGACCUGGAGGCCGUGCUGGCCGAUGUCAGCUACCUGAUGGCGAUGGAGAAGAGCAAGGCCACCCCGGCCGCCCGCGCCAGCAAGAAGAUCGUCCUGCCCGAGCCCAGGCCCUGCCUCCUUCUGUUUUGUUUCCAGUGGCAGCAGAAGAAAGCUCAUAAUUUAUGCAGAACAUCCCAACUGGAAUUGGUCCAGAAGGAAACGUCUUUCCUGCACAAUAGCAAUUUCCAGUAAAGAAUGAGAAGAUACCUAUGUUAAUGACUCCCCUUCCAGCCCCCCACAAAACCCCCAAAAUGUAUCCGGAGUGUGAUGCAGAAGUAUCUUGAGGAGAGAAAUGAAAUAACCUUUGACAAGAUUUUUAAUCAGAAAAUUGGUUUCUUGCUAUUUAAAGAUUUUUGUUUGAAUGAAAUUAAUGAAGCUGUCCCUCAGGUGAAGUUUUAUGAAGAGAUAAAAGAGUACGAAAAGCUUGAGAAUGAGGAAGAUCGCCUUGGUAGAAGUCGACAGAUUUAUGACACCUACAUCAUGAAGGAGCUGCUGUCCUGUUCACAUCCAUUCUCAAGGCAAGCUGUAGAACACGUGCAAAGUCAUCUAUCCAAGAAGCAAGUGACAUCAACUCUUUUUCAGCCAUACAUAGAAGAAAUUUGUGACAGUCUUCGAGGCAACAUUUUUCAAAAAUUUAUGGAAAGUGACAAGUUCACUAGAUUUUGUCAGUGGAAAAACGUAGAAUUAAAUAUCCAUUUGACCAUGAAUGAUUUCAGCGUCCAUAGGAUCAUCGGACGAGGAGGAUUUGGUGAAGUGUAUGGCUGCAGGAAAGCAGACACUGGAAAAAUGUAUGCUAUGAAAUGCUUAGAUAAGAAGAGGAUCAAGAUGAAACAAGGAGAAACAUUAGCCUUAAAUGAAAGGAUUAUGUUGUCUCUCGUGAGUACAGGAGAUUGUCCUUUCAUCGUCUGUAUGACCUACGCCUUCCACACUCCGGAUAAACUCUGCUUCAUCCUGGAUCUGAUGAACGGGGGCGAUUUGCACUAUCACCUUUCACAGCACGGGGUCUUUUCUGAGAAGGAGAUGCGGUUCUAUGCCACGGAGAUCAUCCUGGGGCUGGAGCACAUGCACAACCGGUUUGUCGUCUACAGGGAUCUGAAGCCCGCAAACAUCCUCUUGGACGAACACGGACACGUGCGGAUAUCAGAUCUCGGCCUGGCCUGUGAUUUUUCCAAAAAGAAGCCACACGCCAGCGUUGGCACCCAUGGGUACAUGGCUCCCGAGGUGCUCCAGAAGGGGACGGCGUAUGACAGCAGUGCCGACUGGUUCUCCCUGGGUUGCAUGCUGUUCAAACUUCUGAGAGGUCACAGCCCUUUCAGACAACAUAAAACCAAAGAUAAGCACGAGAUAGACCGAAUGACGCUGACCGUGAAUGUGGAACUUCCAGACACUUUCUCCCCUGAGCUGAAGUCCCUCCUGCAGGGCCUGCUCCAGCGAGACGUCAGUAAGCGGCUCGGCUGUCACGGCGGCGGCGCACUGGAGGUGAAAGGGCACAGCUUUUUCAAGGGCGUUGACUGGCAGCAUGUCUACCUGCAGAAGUAUCCUCCACCCCUGAUCCCUCCCCGGGGCGAAGUCAAUGCUGCCGACGCCUUUGACAUUGGUUCGUUUGAUGAAGAGGAUACCAAAGGCGUCAAGCUUCUUGACUGCGACCAAGAGCUCUACAAGAAUUUCCCCUUGGUGAUCUCUGAGCGCUGGCAGCAGGAAAUUGCCGAAACCGUUUACGAAGCAGUAAACGCCGACACGGAUAAACUCGAGGCCAGGAAGAGAGCUAAAAAUAAGCAGCUCGGCCACGAAGAAGAUUACGCGCUGGGAAGAGACUGCAUCAUGCACGGGUACAUGCUGAAGCUGGGGAACCCGUUUCUGACUCAGUGGCAGCGGCGAUAUUUUUACCUCUUUCCAAACCGACUGGAAUGGAGAGGCGAGGGGGAGUCCCGACAAAAUUUACUGACAAUGGAACAGAUUCUGUCUGUGGAAGAAACUCAGAUUAAAGAUAAAAAGUGCAUUUUGUUGCGGAUAAAAGGAGGGAAGCAAUUUGUCUUGCAAUGUGAGAGUGACCCCGAGUUUGUGCAGUGGAAGAAGGAGCUCACCGAGACCUUCACGGAGGCCCAGCGGCUCCUGCGGCGCGCCCCCAAGUUCCUCAACAAACCUCGAGCUGGGCUGCUCGAGCUCGCCAAGCCGCCCCUCUGCCACAGGAACAGCAAUGGCCUCUGACCUCAGGGCGGGGAGGGCUCUGGGGACCACGUGCCUGGAGGAAGUCCACCCCGGCUGCUGCCAGCCCUGGAAAUGGGCCCUUUGGAGAAGCGUGAGGAGUCGAGGCUGGGGUCCCUCAUCUCCGGGUUUCUUCCACCGUUGGGAAGACCCAGGACCCCGAGAUGCUCCCAACAGGAGCCGUGAGCACGCUCAGGCUCGGAGUCGGCCCACCUCCCCUCCUGCGUCCUCCUGACGCCACCGCAUCUGUCCGCACUCGAAACUACUGAGGACACGAAAGCUCUUUUUCUUUGCUACACACAUAUUUUGGUAUAUACGAACCUAGAACUCCAGACGAUUCCUGCUUGUCACUUCAAUUUAUAUGGCCGAUGUCAAAUGUAUCUUAGACUUGCCCAGAUGGCAUUUGCCUGUCUGCAGUGUUCAGUAAUGGACUGCCCCAGUGUUGUCAUAUUUUGUCUAUAAACAGCCACUGCUGACUCUCUCUGUCUCUGUUCCAUGCUGCUGAGGGAGGGGGAGAUCGACCGUGUGUUUCUUCUGUGCCUCCGAGAACUGACUUCUUCUUGUCCUGUGGUUGAAAGCUGAAGAUGUUUUCUAAAGAGGUUGCGCUGGGGCCACACAGGUAGCGGCCCGCCUCUGCCAGGGCCCAGGGCCUGGGGACCUCGGGGCGCAUGGAGCCACUCGUCACUGAAGGCGUCCAGCGGUGGAUCCUCAGAGAGGUGGACGGUGAUUCUGAAGGAGACGCGGUAGAGGUCUUGCCUUUAGGGCAAUAGCGAUUUUUGAGAAUGUUCGAGUAAACCAGCAGCACUUUCAUGGGUCCGGGUGUGUGUGAACGCUUGUGGGUGAGUCUCUCGGGUUUCACCAAUAAGCAGUCGUGUGACGCGGUAAUUCUGGUCCCUUCUGCCUGCCCUCAGGAAAUAUAGGAGUGAUGGAUGUGUAAAGGAAGGAAAGAAUUGCUCUGUUUGCCAUUUUAGUGUAAUUUAAAGUGAGUUUUAUUGAAAAAAAGAAUGCCGAAGAAUGAAUGUGUCAACAAGGGUUAACUGUGUCUAUUGACUCUUGUGUUGUCCUGGGUCUGUCCGUAGGGAAUGACACUUUGCACCGGUGGGUUCUGUGACAGGACCCCAUCUGAGCGUAGAGGCCAUCUGCCCAUGCCACCGGCUCCUUGCCGUGCCCUGCUCGUGUCCCAGUAAAGUGCUGGGUUAGAAGAACCAGAGUGCUUCCCCACGACGUCCCCCAUGUCCUCAGACUAAAAAUGAUAACAGUAAUUUUAAGAGUCCACAUGUUUGUCCUGUUCUUAGUGUGAUUUUGUUGUAUGUUUCUAAGUGAACCACUAACAGUGUACAUGACUUGACAUUGUGAUUAUCUGCUCCCCGUCCUCGAUAUUUUCAGUCGUCCCAAAUCUUUGUUUGGACAUUCGUGCGCCAUGUUCACUGAGAAAAUAAGUACUUUCUAGUGAAAUUCUAUUUUGAAAGUUUGGAA